UUCGUCUGACUUCGGCAUAAUUUGGCGCAACUGGACUUGCAGCCCUUACAACAAGUCUCCCUCCCUCCUUCCUUCCCUCUCAUCGGGUCUCCGCCUGUUUGAAAGCUGCACUUCUCGCCCAGGUGUGACAUUGUUGGAGUGCCUCGCUGGAACCGCAUCCCUCCGCCGACACGAUGACAGACUCCACACCGCCAGACUCCACCGCAGUCCCGGACCCGGCUAUAGUUGAGGACCCCACGGUGGUGAACGGGCAGUGCGAGCAGACGGACACACAACAGCAGCAGCAGCAGCAACAGACCGGCACAGAAAGUCAGGGAGAAGGGUUCAAGAUGGACCAAGAGAUGAAGAUAACAGACAGCAUAGAGGACCGAGGUCUUCUGGAGAGCAGCAUGCGUCUGAAGCCUCACGAAGCGCAGAGCUACCGCAAGAAAGCGCUGUGGGUGUCCUGGAUUUCCAUCGUGGUCACCAUCGCACUGGCCAUCGCCGCUUUCACUGUUUCCUUUAUGCGCCACAGUGCUUCAGCUUUUGGAUUCGCUUUUGAUGCCACACUGGAUGUGUUGUCCUCUGUCAUAGUACUGUGGCGGUACAGCAACGCUGCAGCCGUCCACUCAGCACACCGCGAAUACAUAGCUUGCGUUAUCCUGGGUGUGAUUUUCAUCCUGUCCUCACUGUGCAUUCUGGGUAAAGCCGUCCACGACCUGGCCACCAAGCUGCUACCUGAAGUGGACGACUUCCUGUUCAGCGUUUCCAUCGUCAGCGGCGUGGUGUGCGUCAUCUUGGCCGUGAUUAAGUUCAUGCUCGGGAAAGUGCUCACGAGCCGAGCUCUUAUCACCGAUGGAUUCAACUCAAUGGUGGGGGGCGUCAUGGGCUUCUCCAUCCUCAUCAGCGCCGAAGUGUUCAAGCAUGAACCCAAGGUGUGGUAUCUGGAUGGAACAAUAGGCGUCCUCAUAGGCCUCAUCAUCCUCGCCUAUGGAGUCAAGCUGCUGCUGGACAUGGUCCCCAGGGUCCGACAGACCAGGAACUACGAGCGCUUUGAGUGACGGAUCACAGAGAAAACAGUAGGAGGUUUAGAGGGGAGGAGGAGGAGAGGGGGGGGGGUGGAAGUUGACUGACAGGAGAGGGACUGUAGAGACGCUCCCUACAGCCUGAGACGAUCACAGUGUCUGUACCGUCCUUCCAGUCAAAAGCUUUGAACUGACCAUCUGAAGCGAACGACGACAGCAGGAUAAAAACCCUUGGCACCUUUUAACGGUUCGAUGUACAUAUAAUACCUUCAUCUGUCUUUUUUUUUUUUUUUUUUAACAAGGGAGCGGGGUUUGUCCGCUCUUCCAUAUUUAAAACACCAUAAAGACAGAAGUUGCUGACUCCUCGGUUGUAGUCAGGGACGAGCUCGGAUCCGCAGUGUACCGGAGACAAAUGGACCCCCAAAGCGUCCAUAACUCUGUGAAAGCAACAGAUUUUUGUACAGCGUGUACGAUACCUCAGUUACACCUGUCACAACACCAUGUUUAUUUUUCCCAUGGUUCCUAGAGGCCUUUGCUCAGCUGUGCUAUAAAGUGUUCCAGUGCAGCAGGUCAAAGUGAUGGAUGUAGCUGAUGUAGCAGUGGAGUAUUAAUGGUGUUUUACCUUUUGUAUUUGUUUUUUUUUUUUUUUAUGACCACACAGAGAGGAUAUAUCAAUAUAAAACCCAUUUGGCACCGGGGGCAGGUACACGAGCGUCCACUCUGAGAGCCACAGGACAUCUGAUUUGCUGUUGAUGAUAUUUAUCUAGACGGUCGUCAGCUACACAGCAACAGAUUACAGCGCCGGAGGAGGAUAAACAUCAGCAUUUCUGUCCCUUUUUCACUGUAAAUCUAAGAGGGAGGGAAAAAACAUUUGUAGAUUCAGAGCUUGCGCCAUCUAGUGACCGACGGAGGUAGCUACAAAAAUUCAAGAUGUUAAAAAGCACAAGCAACUACAUUUUAAACUAGAGCCAAAAAAAAAGAAAAAAUUUUGUUAAGCUCAGAUUUAAAGACUAAAGACACAACAAGCCCGCUAAUCCCAGAAACAGCUGUUUUAAGACGAGAUAGAUAAAGAUGAGUGUUGUCUUUUGCAGCGUUCAGCAGCUCCACAGUUUAAACCCGUUUAUUCCGAGUAUUAUUUCCCUCUCCCUUGUUUUCACCUCCUCUCAUGAACCCUGAUGCCUGAUUAAUGGUGCACGACUGAACUUUCAGAGACUCUGCAGUGACCACAUCUGGACCCACACUGGAGAGCGUCGUCGUGGGUCGUAGCAUCCGCUCGUUGUGAACUCAAAGCCUUAAUUUUGCCGAUGGACGAUCAGGUUGUCAUAGAUACGAUAAAGAGAGCAUGUGCUCAUUCAUUCUUCUUUCCUCACGUCCGUGCUUGCUGCGGUGACAGUAACUGAAUGUACACACUGUGCUGUGACACUAGUGAAUAUGAACCACAAAUAUGUGAAUGUGUUUAGUUCUGACCAAGUCUUAAGGAUUUAUUUAUUACUUUACUGAACACACAACAAACACACGCGGAGGGAAUCGAAGCUGCUCCUCUGCGCCGACUGACUGUACAUUUAUGUGUAAAUAUAAUAAUCUGUUCUGCUGUGAUGUAAAACAAAUGUAAAUCCAGAGUCUGAGCCGUUUGUCACAGAAAAAAGGUUUAUUUAAAAAUAAAGUUGUCUCCCUCUUACUCGUCAAGGACCGUGAAAACAAAAGGAAACGUGUUUUAUUCAUCUUUUACCAUCAUUCAAGACACCGGAUGUUGACUGACAGCUUUAAAAAAUAAAAAUAAAA
This is a messenger RNA of Mugil cephalus (flathead mullet), 2786 nucleotides long. Its product is annotated as transmembrane protein 163-like. The record is from RefSeq and is a predicted model, not a curated record. Gene Ontology annotation, molecular function: zinc ion binding. NCBI's taxonomy places the organism in Eukaryota, Metazoa, Chordata, Actinopteri, Mugiliformes, Mugilidae. Bases 174 to 1040 code for a protein of 288 amino acids. The transcript is spliced from 8 exons. Gene Ontology annotation, cellular component: synaptic vesicle membrane.